AUGGCUAAACGAUUAGUUAUUGUAAUCGCAGGAGUCACAUGUGGGGGCAAAACUACUAUUGCCAAUCGUCUUACAAACAUAUUUAACAAUAUUUCAAUAUUACAUCAAGAUGAUUUUUACUAUACUAAAUAUGAAGACCAUUUGGAAAGUAUUCCAGAACUUAAUUACCAUGCAUGGGAUAAAAUUAGUGCCUAUAAUAUGAAUAAAAUGAUGAUUGCAAUUGAUUCUCAAACUUCUGAUAUUUUAGUUCUUGAAGGAAUUCUUUUACUUGAUGAUAUUAGAAUUUUAAAUUUGGCUGAUUUAAUAUUUUUUACUGUUUUGGAUAAAGAAAUUUGUUGGGAUAGACGUGUAGCUAGAACAUAUUUACCUCCUGAACCACCUGGAUAUUUUGACAAGUAUGCGUGGCCUGAGUAUGAAAAACAUUUAGAAAUGAUAAAAAAAAAAAAAAAUAUUAUAUUUUUAAAAGGGGUUGACAGUAUUGAUUUUAACACAUCUGUUGUUGUUAAUCAUAUAAAUGAACUAAUAUUAAAAAAUAAUUGAUAUUUAUUUGAUAAUAAGUUAUUUUCAGUUGGUACUUCAUAUUAUAGUUAAAAUUUGAAGUUUAACUGUAAUCAAAUAUUGUUUAUUUACUAGGAAUAUUAUAGGAAUAUUACAAAAAAAUUACAUAAAAAUAAAAUUGUUCAUUGUAAUACAUUUAAGAAUAAUUAUAUUUUAUUUUCAUAAUUGUAUUUGUUAAAUAGACAAUUAUAUUUAUAUUCAAUAAAUCAUUAAUCUAAUAAAUAGACUUAAAUUUGAUAAA
Messenger RNA from Rhopalosiphum padi (bird cherry-oat aphid), 799 nucleotides. Its product is annotated as nicotinamide riboside kinase 1. The record is from RefSeq and is a predicted model, not a curated record. Lineage: Eukaryota; Metazoa; Arthropoda; Insecta; Hemiptera; Aphididae. The transcript has a single exon. Gene Ontology annotation, molecular function: ATP binding; kinase activity. Gene Ontology annotation, cellular component: cytoplasm. The coding region runs from base 1 to 540 and encodes 179 amino acids.